GAAAGGUUUCUGUUGUCAUGGCUGAAGUAAUUGCUUGUUUUGACAGCUCUGAUAUUUGGGGAAGGCAAUUCAUUCAUCAAGAAUGUGAGCUGUUCCAUUAAGAAAGCUGUGUAACAAACAGAAUUUGUUUUUCUCCUUCGAUGAUUUUGGUGGAUCACUGCAGAAAUGGGGAAAACUCACCUUGUCACAGAUUGGAUAUAAUUAAUUGACGCAAGCUGCUUGUUCUCGGAGAUGUUAAUCAACAGAGGUUAUCAGGGUGAAGUUUCUCUUACUUUGAACCAACAAAGAAUGGCUAUCGCCUCGGAAACAAAUUCUUGAGAAAUCACUGACAUAAUCCUCCUCCAUUGAUGGAACUCUAAGCUGCUUUCAUUGUCGGGCAGUCUGUAUAGUCACCAUAGGAGAUGAUGCUGUGAUCUUUACUUUCAGCUGAAAAUGAAAUGAAAUGAUGCUGCAACAUGACCGCACAGUAGCAGCAAAGUGACAGCAGCAUGGAGCUUCACAUUGACUACAAGAAAUGGCAGCAAACUUCAUCAUUUUAGUCAAUGUUUUAGUUUUGAAGCUUUCACACAACAAACUUGAAGGUGACAUUCCUCAAGGGAAGCAGUUCAAUACUUUCUCAAAUGAUUCCUACAUUGGGAACUCUGGGUUGUGUGGAUUUCCAUUGACAAAAGAAAUGCCACAAAGAGGAAGAACCAGGAGCACCUCCAUCAAAAUUUCAUGAAGAAGGUAACUCUGCGGCACUCUUUGAGUGGAAGUUGGCAUUGGCGGGCUAUGGGUGUGGACUGGUAUUGGGACUUAGUCUAGGAUACAUUGUCUUCACUACAGGAAAACCAUGGUGGGUGGUGAAGAAGGUGGAGAAGUAUCAAGAGAAAUUUGUUGGAAGAUGGAUCUGCAGGCCUAAGAAGAGAAAAACCCAAAAACACAACCAACGCUCUUAGAAGCUGCAAGCAGUUGGCUUUCUUUCUUCCUCCAAGAAGAUCUGCAAAAAAUAAUUUGUGCAUGAACUUUAAUUAGUUGGCUGCAGAAGCAGCAGACAGUUGCCCUUUCUUUCCAAGAUUGUUAUGUCUUUAUAAUGUUUGUAGACACUUGGCUAAAAAUUUAAUGUUUUUUAUGUUAUCACUUUUCUAAUUUUCUUCCAUUCCUUUCCUUUUAACGGUGCCUUUUAAUGAAUGAAAUGGAUUUUC
This is a messenger RNA of Rubroshorea leprosula, 1184 nucleotides long. The record is from the annotation of a GenBank genome assembly. Lineage: Eukaryota; Viridiplantae; Streptophyta; Magnoliopsida; Malvales; Dipterocarpaceae.